This is a messenger RNA of Mucor velutinosus, 1416 nucleotides long. RefSeq lists its product as uncharacterized. NCBI's taxonomy places the organism in Eukaryota, Fungi, Mucoromycota, Mucoromycetes, Mucorales, Mucoraceae. The transcript is spliced from 3 exons. Gene Ontology annotation, cellular component: cell division site; septin complex; microtubule cytoskeleton. The record is from RefSeq and is a predicted model, not a curated record. Gene Ontology annotation, molecular function: GTPase activity; molecular adaptor activity; GTP binding. Bases 1 to 1416 code for a protein of 471 amino acids. Gene Ontology annotation, biological process: cytoskeleton-dependent cytokinesis; intracellular protein localization.
AUGUCAAUUUCAUCUGUCGACCAUCAGCAGCACCAGCAAACAAAAGAGAACGAUUUCGGUAUUACCAGCAUGAGCGAUACUAUCGAGCCAAAGAAAUGCAGCACAUCGCAACAACUAUACCAGCAUCAAAAGCAUCAUCAGCAGCAGCAUCCAUCAACACAACGUCAAUGUGACAGUAAUGGCAUGAGCGAAUGGGUGGUACCAAAGGUCAAAUCACUAGAUCAAACACACCAUAAACUCCGGAUGAUAGUCUGUGGUGAUUCAGGCAUUGGAAAGACAUCAUUGGUCCAUGCUCUAACAUCUACAUUACCACUACCCGAGGAGGAGGACAGCCAUGUCGCCAACCCAGUGCUAGAGCCUAUUGAAGUACUAUCCAUCGAUGCAGAUUUAUGUGUCAUAGAUACUUGUGGUUACGGUGCAUUAUUAAGGGCUGAAAUUGUGUUUUCGCAUGUAAAAUCUUAUCUUGAAACACAAUUUGAGAAAACAACACACUUGUUUAAUACCAACAUACAAGACGAACUGCUGUCAUUCAUGGUACAUCAGUCCAGUGAUGUACUCUGUCAUGUUGAUGCCUGUCUUUACCUCAUAAUGGGUCGUCUGAAGCCUGUCGAUGUGGAAUACAUGCGAUCGAUUCAUGACCUGGUCAACAUUAUACCCGUGAUCAUACAGCCUGACCUCUCUCUUAGACCUGAAGCAAUGAUCGAGCAAAGGAUUGAUAUCCUGAACGUUAUGCACAGCCAUUCGAUUAAAUUCAGUUACCUUGGUUACAAAUCAUUUCAAGAUCUACUUGGUGCAUGUAGACAGCCUUCGCUGAACCCGCAUUGUCCUCCUUUUGUGUUGGACUGGUCUACCAGCAAAAAAUCCUCUUUCCAUGGACUACUGCCGCUGAAACAGGCCCUCCUCUCAUCCAAAUCACUCAGAUUAUACACAACGCAGAAAUUCAUCGCAUGGAGACAGCAUUUAUGCAACUCAUUUUCGACCAAUUCAUCGUCAUCCACCACUACAACCACCGCAUCGUCAUCCUCCUCAUUACAGCAGCAGGAACAGCAAAAGAACAACAUUCGCAUAUCACAAUAUGUGAGCAAAAGACGUCAUAGUAUGGAGAAGGAAAUGCUGCUUCAAGAAAAGAAGCUGAGACAGGAAUUUCAAUUAGCAAGCAAACAAAGACGAAGCGAGUUGAUUUUGAAAGAAAUCAAUGCACUUGUUCAACAAGACGGCAGCAACAAACUGCUUAUCAGGUACCAACAACAACAGCAGCAGCAGCAACCAUUACAGCAGCCAUCAGCAGCACAGGACCAGCAAAUGAGGCCAACACAAAUAUACCCCAUGACUCAUUCUCCAUUCUGGAUUGCUUUAUCUAUCUUUUUAUCAAUAUUUAUUUGUUAUCAGAAUUGGAAUUGGUGGACGUAUUAUUAA